CGCACUUGAAUAGAGCGCGCGCGAAGCGCAGUGCCAAAUUGCGCGCGGAGAGAAAAGGCGCUUUCUCCACAUUCCGCAGCGACAUUUCUGUAUUACGCGGAGCAGAAACUUUUGUCUUUAAUAUGUUUUAAAACACGGACUAUGUGGACGUUACCGAAGCCCGGGUACCGCGACGGCGCGGAGAAGCAGAUCGCCGUGAACGUGGGCGGCGUGAGGCUCGCGCUGCGCGGCGACAUGCUGGACCGCUACCCGGAGAGUCGCCUCGCGGAGCUUGCGCGCUGCACAACGCGCAGUUUCGACGCUAUCUCCUCUCUGUGCGACGACUACGAGCCGGCAAAGGGGGAGUUUUACUUCGACCGGGACCCGGACUCGUUCAAGUGCAUCGUGGAGGUGUAUUAUUUCGGAGAGGUGCACAUGAAGAAGGGGAUUUGCCCGAUGUGCUUCAUGAAGGAAAUGGAGUUCUGGAGGAUCGACUCGAGCUGCUUGGAUGAGUGCUGCAAGAGCAACGUGCGCGAGAAGGAGGAAGAGCUCGCUGAGAUAGCUGAUAAGGUCAAGGCCAUCCUGGAUGAUCUGGAUAUAGACGGCGGGCCUUUGGCGACCCGGUCUGAACGCAUCCGGAAGUUUCUCUGGAGGCUCAUGGAGAAACCGGAGUCGUCUUGGGUGGCACGUGCCAUUGCGGUGGCGUCGUUCCUGUUCGUGCUGGCAUCGUCGCUGGUGAUGUGCCUGGCAACGCUACCAGAGCUGCAGGUGCAAGACGCAGACGGCCACUUAGCCGAACACCCGACUCUGGACACCAUUGAGACGGCGUGCGUCUGCUGGUUCACGUUGGAAUACGGGCUACGUUUUGCUUCAGCUCCUGAAAAGAUGCGUUUCGUCCUGUCCUUCCUGAACAUGGUGGACUUGGCUGCGAUUGCACCUUUUUACAUUGUACUGGCUCUGACCCAUCUCGGUGCCACCGCCGCCAUGGACCUCACGGACGUCCAGCGGGCCGUGCAGGCGUUACGCGUGAUGCGAGUAGCACGCAUACUAAAGCUUGCACGUCACUCGUCUGGACUCCAGACUCUAACGUACGCACUAAGGCGGAGCUUCGCCGAGCUCGGGCUCUUGCUAACCUACAUGGGUGUUGGAAUUUUUGUCUUCUCGGCACUUGGAUACACCAUGGAGCACAGCCACCCGGAGACAAUGUUCCGCAGCAUCCCACACUCCUUCUGGUGGGCCAUCAUCACCAUGACGACAGUGGGCUACGGUGACGUGUACCCGAAGACAGCGCUGGGGAGGUGCAAUGCAGCACUCAGCUUCCUGUGUGGUGUAGUAGCUAUCGCGCUGCCUGUGCACCCCAUCAUCAACAACUUUGUCGUCUACUACAACAAGCAGAAGGUGCUGGAGACUGCAGCCAGACACGAGCUUGAGCUCAUGGAGCUGCACGGGACGUUCGGGCAGGUGGGGGACAAACACGAGACGCUCAGGGUUUCAAGAAGCGACUCACACAUUGCGAUUCUAACGGAUGAGCGCAGGGUGGUGAAGAAGAGGAGUGUAUCGUAAAAAAAAAAAUUGCUGGACAAAAAAAUUACAUUGGCAAGAAUCAGUUCUUUAAGUGACUCAUUGACUGAAUUCUGUCAUAAACUUCUCAACGCGCUACGAAACAAAGUCCGUGUCAAGAAACUCUGUGACGUCUGACUUAAAACUGCAAACGAUGCCGUAUACCGGACGGGAAAAAAGAACACAGUGGCUUAUACGCUUUAAAGAAGAAAAAGAACCAUAACAA
Molecule: messenger RNA, 1765 nt
Organism: Tachysurus vachellii
Lineage: Eukaryota; Metazoa; Chordata; Actinopteri; Siluriformes; Bagridae
Gene: kcnf1b
Product: potassium voltage-gated channel, subfamily F, member 1b
Exons: 1
Coding region: 142-1542 (466 amino acids)
Biological process (GO): protein homooligomerization; potassium ion transmembrane transport
Cellular component (GO): voltage-gated potassium channel complex; membrane
Molecular function (GO): voltage-gated potassium channel activity
Source: RefSeq, a predicted model, not a curated record